This is a messenger RNA of Rhizopus microsporus ATCC 52813, 1332 nucleotides long. RefSeq lists its product as uncharacterized. Gene Ontology annotation, molecular function: kinase activity. The record is from RefSeq and is a predicted model, not a curated record. Bases 1 to 1332 code for a protein of 443 amino acids. The transcript has a single exon. Lineage: Eukaryota; Fungi; Mucoromycota; Mucoromycetes; Mucorales; Rhizopodaceae.
AUGUCUUAUUCCACACAAGUCAAAUAUAAAACAAAAGACGUACGGCUAACGAUCGAGGAUGAAAAGUAUUUGAUUAUUGAUGAGAACGAUACAAAGGAGACUAUCGACCUAGAGUUUAUUUAUGGCGUAUCUGUGACUGAUUCUGAACUAACCCUUUAUGCACUAUGGAAACAGCCUGUUAUAGAAACAGGUUCAACACGACCGGCCGAGACACGAUGGGAGCGCAAGACGAUGUCGUAUCAAGUAACAGACGAGAACCAAGAGUGGAUUAAUAAGCUUCGGAAGUUGACAUUACCCGAACACCAAGCAACUCGGGUGAUUGCAUUUGUGAACCCAUCCUCUGGACGACGUGGUGCGGAUACAGCAUGGAAGAAUGUGGUGCGGCCAAUGCUGCUUCAGGCUGGCUUUAUUGAUUCUCAUCUGACUGUGGUGAUGACCGAGAGUGGAGGCAAGACAACACAGCAAGCGCAGCAGAUUGCACACGAACUGACUCAGGAUACAGUCUUGGUUGUGAUGGGAGGCGAUGGUACUGUUCACGAAGUACUCAACGGGCUUCUGAGUCAGCCACUUUCUUCUCGUCCAAUGCGUGUGGGGGUAGUGCCUGUUGGAUCAGGAAACGCCUUUGCAAUGGGCCUAGGGAUUGAUGGUGUAGAGCAUGCUGUGCUAAGGAUCAUCAAGGGACAUACCCAGAAUUGUGGAUGGAUGAAUGUUCGAUUAGGCCAAUCGUCAAUUCAGGGCAGUGGAUGGGAAAACGAGAUAAAUUACCGGCCAGACGAUAUGAAGCUGUUUAUCGUCAUGAGCUGGGGAUUUCAUGCACAGAUCGUGUCCAAGUCGAGAUACCUAAAAUAUUUCAUGGGCAACCGACGAUUUUCACUGGUUGCCAUGGCAUUGCUUACCUUUCUACAGCAGUAUGAAGGUGAACUCAUGCUCAAGGAUGCAGUCAAAUAUAACAAGGAGCAUCAUCAAUUCGACGAGCAAAGUGAAACCAUUGUCGUCAAUGACAAGUUUACAUACUUUGUAAUUAGUAAGCAACCUAGUCUCGAGAAAGGGUUUACCAUUACUCCCUUUGCAUCUCCUCUAGACGAUCAAAUGGAUGUCAUUCUCCUUCGAAACGCCAAUGCAAACCAAUUGACAGAAGCAAGCAUGCAAGCCUUCCAAGGUGGAAAACACGUUAAUUUGGAUAAAGUCGAUUAUUUCAAAGCAAAAGAAGUCCUCUUGCGCGUAAAAGAUAAAACCGAAAUUUGUCUAGAUGGCGAAAUACAUGAUCUGCCGUCCAAUGGCAUUGUGCAUCUCAAAGGAUCCAAUGAACCUGCAUUUGCUGUCUUUGUGUAA